AAAUAGAACGUACUUUACGUCAAUUUACAUACAUACAGUGGAAAUAAACAUUGUUUAAACUAUUUGGGAUUUUCCCUGCGAGUUUGGUUUACUCAUAUAUUGAUUAAAUAAUGAUCAUUUUAACAAUUUAACUGUGUGUAAAGAUCGAUAUAUAGAUUAUAGGAUACUUUUUUAAAUAUCGGGACGUCUUGUAUUUUGACAUUGGCAUACACAGAUCGGAUUUCAUGGCGCAAAUACGGUCAUUAACGUCAACUGUAGCGGUAUUUGGUGUCCUGCUGAUAUGUCACGUGGCUGGGCUUGGUGACGACAUAUUGCAUGGUGACGUAUACGUGCAGUACCUUGGCGCCCUCUACAAAGACAGCACGUGCACGACGGUGGAACCGGAAACAGUUCAGAACCUGCAGGCGAUCAAGUGGACCCUGGAUAGGCUCAACAAGUUGAACUUCAUCAGCGGUGUCAGAAUAGGUCUGCGGGUGAAGGCCUCAUGCAACUCAGUCGAGGCGGCCCGGCAGCAGGCGCUGCGCCUUAUUGUCGAGUUAGGGGCCUCAAAUACUUCUGACGUCAUAGGUGUAAUCGGAUCGGAGUACAGCUCGGAGGCGGAAGUGAUCUCGCGGCUGCUAAGCCCACUUCCGGAUCGCUUCCGGUUGUUACAGGUGGGCUUCUCAACGACGGCCGCGAAGCUCAGGGACCGCAGUAUAUACCAGAACUUCUUUAGAACCAUUCCACCGGAUGAUCUUCAAGUUAAGGUGAUGAAGGAAUUCCUAGUCAGUAUGAACUGGACAUUUCUUGCGAUAAUCCACGACGACAACUCGUAUGGCUCCGGGGGCGUCCAGACACUCCUUCAAGAGGCGAAGGGCAUUGACGUCUGCUUCCCGGAAGUGAUUCCCGUGGGUACCGAUUACAACGAGACGGUUGUGGAGAAUCUUCUUCGAGAGCGAGUGUACAGAAUAGGGCGGUCACCGCUACCUCCUGUCACUGGUAUAAUCGUAUUCGGUACUUUCUACCUCACUUCCGCUGUGCUGAAGGCCGCAGAUAACAUUUCUCGCCAGGACGGUGACGCCGCUAACAUUCGGCCCGUUUUCCUGUUGUCGGAGGCGGCUGGUUAUCUUGAAGGCGACACAGAUCCCAUAACUAAAGGCGCCUUUGUUCUAAGUCCGCCUCGCCGAAAUAUGUCUGAAUUCGAAACAGAAUGGAAACUUAACCUAACAGACAGUAACAGAUUAAGAAUCGAAGCAGAAAACAAUUUAUAUUUUAAGAAAAUGUAUGAACAAAUAAGAAAUUGUCAGUUUUCGGAAAAUAAUACGUCAUCAAGCGCCUACUGUAGAGCUAUGACUGACGCGGAGUUUCGCGAUCAAAUCCCCAAUACAGUUUACAACCAGUACGGGAUACAGGCCGCCAUGGUGGUGGCGAAAGCGGUUGGCUUGGUGAGUGGCAAGGUAUGUCCCAAGGCCGCCUCCUGCCCGCAGCUGACAAACACAAGUCUUGCACCAAGGGCGGAAUUCAUCUCUGUUCUUGAAAACCAACCCAUUGAUUUUGACGCGGAUUUUGGAUCGUUCCGGCUGAACGCGUUUAUGAACCAAAACCUUGGCAUUGUAUUUAAUGGGUCGGCGGAUCCGGUCUUCUUCCCGGCGGGACAGAGCCCGGAGUACGAAGUGUACAGCCACCAAGAUUGUCCAGGACCUAGUUCCCCGUGUCUGCGAAAGGUAGCGGAAUACAGAUUAGGUCAACUUAAAACCUCGGGUUUCAAUCCCAUUAAAUGUUACGACCUAGCUGGCACAGAGACCGACUGUUCCGUCAAUCGGCCGCAGGUGCCGGAUGGCCUCCGCUCAGGCACGUGCCUUGAACGACAGGAACUGGAUACCAUUCUCUUUGAGAAAGGUGACAUGUACAUAGUAGGAAUCGCACCCGUUCAUAACGUGGGUAGCUCGCCCCUGGAGUGUGGUGUUAUCAAAAAAGGUGGCAUUGAUAUUGUUGAAGCCAUUCGGUUUGCGGUGAGUGAGAAACAUACUUUAUUUUCGGGUAAAGUCGGAGUUAUUAUAGUGGACAGUUGUAACGAUCCGCAGAUCAUACAAGAGAAGGUCCUCUCCAUUCAGAGACUGGGCGUGUAUCACGAUGGUGUCUAUGAGCAGGUCCAGGGUAAGAUUCUUGGCUACAUAGGCGGCUGGUCGAGCGACGUAAGCACGGCUGUCGCACACAUCACAAGCCGCCUCGGUCAGGUUCAGAUCAGCUUCGGAUCGACAGCCUACGCCUUGAGCCGGCGGAACGAGUUUCCGUACUUUCUACGGAUUCCAAGCCCGGACAAUGACCAGGCACGGACGAUGCUGGAAAUUGUUAAGGAACUCCACACAAACCGGACACAAGUUCAGAUUCUCUACAGCAAGAGUGCGUAUGGUGAAGGUGGUUUGAGCUUGAUCAAGGAGAUGGUUGACAGUUUCCAGUAUGACAUCUGUAUAGUAAAUCAGAUACCAUUCUCGGCGGAAAUCAGCCCUCAACGCGUCGUCGACAGCCUACGAGAGAACGCAGGCGCCAAGCUUGUUCUAACGUUCUUGGGGUCGUUCGACGUGGAUAUCAUUAUCGACACUCUUAACCAAUUGGGCAAAAACGAAUUCCUCUUCAUAAGCUCGGAAGGAUGGGGGCUAAGGCAGGAGAUGGAGCGCUACCCGAACCUCAAAGGCUCUAUUGCGAUCGCCUCACGCCUGUGGGUGACGGACUCGUUCGAGAACCACAUAGCUGCCCUGGUGCCCGAGGGUAGCUCCAUCAAUCCCUGGGUCCGCCCCUACAUGGAGUCGCAGUUUGACUGUUAUUACCAGUGGAGUUUUGACAAGUCGUCCAAUAGGACAUGCACAGGUCUUGAGCGGCUAACCAGCACUGUGUACGACAUCGAUUCGUGGGCACCGUUCGCUGAGCGUGCUGUGCAGGUGCUCAUGGACGCCGGAAAGAAAUUCCUGCUGUCCACGUGCGGAGACUCGAGCACAAUCUGCCCAGCGUUUCACAACUCGACGGACAAGUUUCUGACAGUCUUAAAGAAUGAGCGUGCUAAGAAAGAGGCCCAGGACGCUAAGUUAUAUCCCGUAUUUGACGACAACGGUGACGGCACUAUUGGAUACCGGAUAUACGUCUUCGAUAGCACCGGGGACCCAAUAAAGAUCGGGUCGAGCGGAGAUGAGACGAGCUUCAACCUGCAAGUGGACACAUUCAACGUGCACCGCCCAAGUGACUCUUACAUCUCCUCGUGCGGAAAUUCACCCGCUUGCAGCAAAUGCUUCCCCGCCCCUAUUUCGUCUGAUUCAACCGGAAGUUCGGCGGUUUCUGGGGGUAUUAUCGCCGUGAUCGUGGUCCUUGGGGUGCUGUGUUGCGGGCUGACGGCCAUUCUCCUCUAUAUCUGUAACCGAUAUGGAUGCUGCCUCCGCAUCCAAAACGGAAAGCCACAGUUUACGGGCACGUACCUGACGCCAGUGUACGCGUCCCAGGGACGAUCGCCAACGGCGGACGGCAGCGAGUUUUCGGCGCAACCACAGAGAGCACUUUCGCACGUGCCACAAGAGCAGGGCUACGAUAGUAUAAGCAACUACGAUAUCAGAUCUGGGGAUGGCCGCUUCGCCAGUAACCAAACCAUGGCGUCCAGGAAUACUUCCGGUCAGGCGGACAGCGCGGGAGGGGUGGUGAACCUUGUAUUUGACGGUGAAAGUGCCGGUAUGCCCAGGAACCCUUCCUCGGACACGACGCUGAGCAUCUCUAACGGAGGCUUCGGGACCUCAGACGGUGGUAUUGUCACAACGAGCCCACAGUCUCACAGGUUUAUCAAACCUAAGCCUUCACAACAAAACCAGAAUCAGCAGCUACAACAGCAACAGCAGCAGCAGCAACAACAGCAGCAGGAGCAGAAUCCAAAACCGGAAGAUAGGCAGAGUGUAAUCUUUCAGGAUGACGGGGGCUAUAUCACGGCACCGCAAGAAUCAUCACAGACUAUGCAGAAUGGACAAACCGGAAGUGGUGAACCGGAAGUGUUGGGCGAAGAAAAGCCGCUUGGAUGCAGAGUUAGUGACUCUAGCUUAGGUUACCUAAGAAGUCCUAAGUCCGCGCAUGACAUUAUUUAAAAACUGACAGUUGAGAGCUUCCAGGAGCAAGAAUGCUGCAAAUUGUUGUUGAAAUUGAUCAUUCUGUAUACCAUGACAGAAUACUCCCCUCAUGAUUUACGAGUAUACAUUUGUUUGUUUAGAUGAGUGUGGUUAUAAAGAAGUAUUUAAAGCGCUUUUUAUACGUCCGUUGUGGGCGUACUGUAUUAUAGUGUUGCAUUUGGCAUAAUGGAGAACGGUCGAUCGGGCAGCAUUCAGUACAUUUUCCGAUCGAUAACUUUAGAAUGCUUUGUCCAUCAUCACCAAAUUUGGUCAGGAUGUGUAUGUGCAUUAUAUCUCGAACAAGUGCAAAAAACAGUUAUAUGGCUUUAGUCAAUCGAGAGUUAUUGCACUUUAAUUUUAGAAAUAACCUUAGAUUGGCCUUUUCCGAUCCAUAACUUUAAAAACCUUUGACCAAUCAUCACCAGAAUGUGUAUGGGCAUAACAUAUUGGACAUGUUUGAUUUACCCAAUCUUAUUUCGUGAGUUACUCGAAAGAUACCGCCCAUUAACUAUAGAAGUUACCUUAAAAUAUGUCAUGUCCGAUCAAUAACUUUAAAAGCCUUUGUCCUAUCAUUAACGAAUUUGGUCAGAAUGUGUAGGAGCAGAAUAUCUCGGUCAGGUUCGAUCACCAGCCUCCAUCACUCCAGAGUUAUGACCCCCUGAAUUGGCAAAAACUGUCUUUACAGUAUACGAUAUUUAAAUGUGGCUUAACGUUCAACCAUUGAUCAUCAAACUUGUUGUCCUGAAAGGCCUAGUUUAAGGAAUCUUUGGCAUGGCAACCCCUGCUGUACAUAUCCUGUUAAUUGCACUGGUGUCACAGUAGGGACCUUUUUCCUGUGUAUUUGCUUAUUGGCUCAGGGCCAUGUAGGGUCCAUUUCUUGUAUAAAACCUCGAAAACUGCACAGCAGGUUACUCAGAUCAGAGAUCUGAUACGACAGUUAUGCGAUUAGAAAAAGAUCAAGAUCAAUACACAGAAAUUGUGUACUAUAUACAAUGUUUUUUUUUUUUUUUUUUUUUUUUUUUUUUUUUUUUUUUUGGGGGGGGGGGGUCACUUUUAGAAGGAUUAGACUAGGCCUUUUAAAGAGAACGAGCGUAUUUUGAGAGAGUAGUAGCUAUAGUUAUAGGUUUGGUUGCUUGACGAAUGCUUACGCAUGCAUUUAUGAGUAUAUAUUCACCUUAAAACGUGAGAUUAGUUCUUUGCCAUACUUUAAGUGAUAUCUUAAGGCAUUGUUUACAUAUGUGCAAUAACAUUUCGUGUAUGAUUAUGUACAUAGUUAACUAUCAAUUGUGUAAUUAUGAUAGAAAAUAUUUAAUGCAGAUGUUUUUAUAAUUUGUUUAAUAAAUACUGUAUUGUAUACAUUAUAUUCGGCUUUAUUAUCAUGAAUGUAUGGUUUAUAAACAUAGUAAAUCUCUGUUUCUAACCAUGAAUUAAUUGUUUUAUAUAAAUGGGCAAUGUCUGUUUCUUAUCACGAAUGUAUGGUUUAUAAGAAUGGGUAAUGUCUGUUUCUUAUCAUGAAUGUAUGGUUUAUAAGAAUGGGUAAUGUCUGUUUCUUAUCACGAAUGUAUGGUUUAUAAGAAUGGGUAAUGUCUGUUUCUUAUCACGAAUGUAUGGUUUAUAAGAAUGGGUAAUGUCUGUUUCUUAUCACGAAUGUAUGGUUUAUAAGAAUGGGUAAUGUCUGUUUCUUAUCAUGAAUGGAUGGUUUAUAAGAAUGGGUAAUGUCUGUUUCUUAUCAUGAAUGUAUUGUUAAUAAGUGCAGAUAAUCUAUGUUCUUCACGAUGACUAAUAAAGUUUAAAAGAG
Mya arenaria is the source of this 5916-nucleotide messenger RNA. RefSeq lists its product as uncharacterized. Lineage: Eukaryota; Metazoa; Mollusca; Bivalvia; Myida; Myidae. Gene Ontology annotation, molecular function: adenylate cyclase inhibiting G protein-coupled glutamate receptor activity. The coding region runs from base 225 to 4097 and encodes 1290 amino acids. The transcript has 11 exons. Gene Ontology annotation, biological process: G protein-coupled receptor signaling pathway. The record is from RefSeq and is a predicted model, not a curated record. Gene Ontology annotation, cellular component: membrane.